Molecule: messenger RNA, 3309 nt
Organism: Asparagus officinalis (garden asparagus)
Lineage: Eukaryota; Viridiplantae; Streptophyta; Magnoliopsida; Asparagales; Asparagaceae
Product: phosphatidylinositol 4-phosphate 5-kinase 9-like
Exons: 4
Coding region: 2610-3029 (139 amino acids)
Biological process (GO): phosphatidylinositol metabolic process
Molecular function (GO): phosphatidylinositol kinase activity
Source: RefSeq, a predicted model, not a curated record
GGUCGGGUCUGAUCAAAAUAAACAGAUCUGAAGGGCCUCCUUCAGUGUGACCUCGAUCCGAAGGGAAGAGGACGUGAUCGUCGUUCGAUGAUGACGGAGGACGAUGGCGGUCGGCGAUGAAAAGAGCUCUGACGAUAACGCGGACGAAGGUCGGCGAGAGGGUACUAGAUCCGACGAUGACGAGAGCAACGGCGAGAGGGCGCAAACGGUGCGACGAACUGAGCGACGACGAUGAUGAACUGAGCGGCGAUGAUGACGAUGGUGUUGUCUGGACAGUGACGCGAGCAAUGGUGUCGACUUGAAGACGACCUGAAGAGUUUAAAACAGUGACUGGUGAUUUCUUUGAAUUUGUUGUACCAUAAAAUGCUUGGUGCAUUUUCUACAUGAUCACGGACGUGAUAAAUGGUGAAUUCUAAAAGUAUACAAGAUAUGCAUGUUUGUUCAGUUCUCUCCGUCUCUUUGGCACAGUUGGGUUCUACAUUACCUUGAAGUUUCCUCAUGGAUAUUGCUCUAUUGACCUUUCGUUAGGUACAUGAAGUAUUUGUCCUAUUGAUGUUGGUGACGUGUAAUCUGCUCGUUACAGAUUUGGCCUUCGUGUUUAUUAGCUUAUAUUAAAGAAAGGCGCAUUCUGAUUCACAUAUCGAUCAUUGUGAUCAACGUCGUCGAAUCUUUAUGGGAAUAGGUCACUGAAGACCUUCUCUCCAAGCUGAGGGAUGUCUUUGCCUCACCAUCAAACAUCCAUUCACUCCCCAAUUAUACCUGUGAGAUGUUUGAGAUUCUGAAGACCUUAUCCGUCUAUCUCGUGAGUUUUUAUUUCUGCUGCUAAAAUGAUUGCUUAAUCUGAGCAUGUAAAUUUGUGGACUAACUUGGAACAAAAUAGAUUAUUUUUUUCUCUUCUUUUGAGGCGAAUGGGCAAGAAAAGGGAAUAAUUAAGGCUCUGGUUUUCCUAGGAUCAACUCAUGAAGUUAAGGAUCAAUUUGAUAAUCCGGCUAUCGUCGUAACAUAGAUUAAUUGUUGUUGUGCACUCAUUUUUAUCAAGAUUACAUAGCCUAUAUGAUUCAUAUCUGACAAAUUUGCACUCGGUAGUACAAGGAUUACGCAACUUAUGGGAUUCAUAUGAUCGUUAAUCUUCUCUUGAUAUAUUUUCUUUUGCAAAUAGGAGACUGUUUUGUGGUGCAUUUCUUGAUGACCUUAAAUUCUUGAAUUUUUUGUCUCUUUUCUUCAGUCUUCUUAUACCCGUCUUUCUUUCUACCUGAGUACUCUAUUUAUCCUACAUAUCUUGCUUGUGACUUUUCUGGUUCCAACAUUUUAUACCUCAAGAUAACAUUCUCAAUAAUUCUUAUCAUGUUUUGAGGUGUAUCAUCAAAUAUUCUAACCUAAACCGCCUCCUCGUUCAAGAGUUUUUUUCAUAUAAAAGCUAUUUUUGAAAUUAAAAGGCUGCAACAUAUAAGAUGGAACCGGGACCAUUAACCAUAGCAAAACAGACGAAUUACUUCAUGAAUAAGCUUGACCUAUUAUGGAACGUUUAAAAUUAAGUUGGUGAUACCGCGAGUAUUCCCUUCACGUAGUAACAAGCUGUCAUCAUUUUUUGUUGCCUUAAAUCAUGCAUUAAGUGGUCAAGGAUAGAUAGCUAUUGGAAUUCAAAAUUAUUAUUGAAUAUAAAGAUAGAAACUGCCUUGUAUUAUUUACAGCUGUUAUCAACUUCUCCGUUCAGUUUUGUUAAGUUCUUAACUUCUUAUAGACUCAAUCCUUUACUAUGGUCUCCAUAACUUUGUAAACCAACUGUCCACCUAAUCUCUACGUCUAAAUAUGCGCAUGGGUUCCUUAUUUAAUUUCGACCAAUAAAAUGUCACUCAAAAUUAUAUUUGCAUUCCAUAUGUGGAGAUUGAUGUAUUAAAUGGUUAAUAAGGCACAUGCAGUUAGUUUCCCUAUAGGUCCACACUCCACAGUGCAAUAACAAAACGCAAUAUAUAAAACACCAUACAACACGCACUCCCUACCACCCGCGCCAAAGAAGAUGAAGAAAGAAAGAAAGAAAGAAAGAUAGAAAGAAAAGAAAGAAAGAAAGAAAAAGACCAUACAUGGUGAUGACGAGCUCAGUUCGAAAUUUCAAAUUGGUCAUGGCUUUGAUCUUCAUCGGCAUUGUGGCUUUGAUCUUCAUCGGCAUUGCCACCUCGACAACCAUGUAUGUGUGUUGUAUGGUUAGUGAGGUUGAUAUGGGAAGCAUAAAAUACCAUGGAUCACACAUCCUUCAUGCUUCUUCUGUUGAUAUGGGAAGCAUGAAGGUUAGUGAGGUUCAAGGAUCAAAUAGUGUCUCGUCAGGAAAUUUUCCUAAAGUCAACCUUGUAAAUUAUGAACAAUCCUGGAACAAAAAUGUUUCUCUAGAAAGACGUUGGAGUCUUGAAGUGGCCAUUGAAAAAGUUAUUGGACACGAUGUAUCACUAUUCAGUGGAGAAUCUGUUAUCUGUUAGUAAUGAAAAAGACAGAUGCAAAUUUUCCGAUUCUAGAACGGGAAUAUAUGCAAGGUGUUCUAAUCAGUGAGCUAGUCGUCAAUAAUAGCUUCUCUUCAUAGUUCAUCAUCUAGAAGAGAAAAACGGCGUCACAGGAAGAUGGCAAAGGAUGUUAAAAAGCCUGGGGAAACUAUUAUUAAAAGUCAUAGAAGUUAUGAUUUAAUGCUUAGUUUGCAGCUUGGAAUCAGGUAUACAGUGGGUAAAAUAACCCCAAUUCAAAGGCGUGGAGUUCUUGCAUCAGAUUUUGGUCCUCGAGCAAGCUUUUGGAUGGAUUUUCCUAAAGCAGGUUCCCAACUAACACCUCCCCAUCAUUCAGAAGAUUUUAAGUUGAAAGAUUAUUGUCCAAUAGUCUUCAGGCAGAUUGAGAUUGAUAGUAAAUUCUUGGAAACACAGCAUAUAAUGGACUAUAGCCUAUUGUUAGGUGUGCAUUAUCGAGCUCCACAACAUCUGCGAACUGGUGUAUAUAUCUCUCCAUCGAAGCCUGACAGCAGAGGGACUUUCAAUCCUUUCAGAAGGUGAUCAAUACGUCCUUCUAAUAACCGUCUUGCAUCUUUCCUCGUGAGCAUGAAUUAUAUCAGGCGAUUUCUUGCCUCUAAAAGCUCGGAAAGCAUGCUGAAUUGAUCGCUUGUCUGACCUUGAGAUGCAAACUUUUCAGCAGAUUUUUCUAUAUAAGAACCCCAAUUUGUUGUAGCAUCAAGUGUUUCAGGAAUUAUAUAGCUCAUUUGCGGUACAUAUUCUGAAUAGCAUCGUGUACUAUCUGAUAAGUUACACAAAUAAGAAGGAAAAAAAGCAUUGAGGA